Panonychus citri (citrus red mite) is the source of this 2060-nucleotide messenger RNA. RefSeq lists its product as uncharacterized. The transcript is spliced from 6 exons. The coding region runs from base 864 to 2060 and encodes 398 amino acids. NCBI's taxonomy places the organism in Eukaryota, Metazoa, Arthropoda, Arachnida, Trombidiformes, Tetranychidae. The record is from RefSeq and is a predicted model, not a curated record.
UCAAUGUAACGAACUGUCUGAAUUGAUGAAACUGAUCAAAAAUCAAAAGUAAACAAAUAUCAGGUAAAUCACUGAGACUCAUUAUUGAAAGUUGAAUGGAACAAUUUAAACAAUAAUUGACUUGAAAGAUACAAAAGGUUGAAAGCUGUCAAUUAAUUAUCAAAAAGUCGUAGAAAAUGAAUCGAAUGAAACAAUCAAACUUUGAUUGUUUUGAUUAUCAGAACAAUAAUUCAAUUGUUAGAAGAUACUCAACUUUUUCUUUUUUACUCUUUUGGACACCAACUGAUUAUUUACAGAGAUGAAUCAGCUGGUUAUAUCGAAAGAGUUCAUCUCUGCCCAACCCGCGACCUUUAAAUCAAUAAUUAACUUGUAAUUCUGCCAAUUCUGGACAUGAAAGAUAUUCAACCAUCAUGAUGAUUGUAAGGAAGAUCCAAUUAAUGAUCAGAAAUCAAUCAGUGACCAUGAUGAUGAUAAAGAAAGAUUUUUCGAUAAAAGUAAAAUUAAUUUCAUCGAAGAUCCAAUCCAGUUAAUUACAAUUGGUAAAGUUUAUUUAGAACAAUUAAUUUCUUCAGUUGAUUGUAACUUUUUCCAUUCAUCUCUUACCUGGAAAAUCAUUUAUUAAUACAAUUAUCCUGUUUAAACAAAUGCAUACGGAAUGACGAUGAAACAUUGAUUUGAAAGGCGCGGGUGGAUAGAGAUAAACUCUUCAAGUGGUCAGUAACUGACCACCAGUUAAGUUGACAGGUUAAAUUUUCCACAAGAAAUUUGAAUUUCAAACCACCAAAGUUUUUCGGUCAAGAAAAGUUCUUUGUUUCUUUUAUCGUGUGGUUUAUUUUUUAGAUUGUUUCAUGUAACUUUCAACAAUGAAUAUCAACGAUUUACCUGAUGAUUGUUUACUUUUGAUUUUUGAUCAGUUUUAUCAAUUGCGACAAUUUCCAAUAUUGAUGAAAGUUUGUAGACGCUGGAAAAUAUCAGCGGAAAAGAGACUGAGGAAGAUCACUCACUUUGAUGUUACAUUGACCACUCGAUUAAGGCGAAUUUAUCAUUCGCUUGAACAAAAUCAUCUUCCAUUAGCUCGUAAAUGUAUCAUCACAAUAAACAGAAAGUUCUUGAGGAAAAUUAAACUCUCUAAACUUCUUCCUAAUGUUAAGAUAAUCCAUCUUGAAAAUCUCACUAAGCAAUGUUCUUGUUCUGCAUUAAUUAAUUUACUUGCCAAAACGCAACAAAUUAAAGGAUUGAGUGUUGGGCUUGAAUUGAAAUAUAAACAUCGCUUUGAAAUGAACCACGAAUGUAACAUUUUGAAAAGAGAAGAAAAAAGAAUAACAUCAUUUUUGAGUGAUAUUCAAUUUCUAGGAAUCGGAAAUGAUCUAAUAGUCACAAAUUAUCUCAGGACAUUUGGUCAUCUUAAGAAAUUGAAAUCUCUUGGAAAUUCUAUUGAAAAGCACUCCCAGUAUGUGAAUUUACUCCAUGUUCUGAAAUUCUCCCAAUUUUUGACGAAUCUCGAACGACUUGUUACUUUUUGUGAUCAUGAAUCUGAUGAUUUUUUUCACGUCGAAAAUCAAUUACCGAUAUUUGGAAAUCUUUUAGAUCUUCAGCUUGUAGAUACUUCAAGAGAAGGGUCAUAUACUCUCACAAAAUUCUUGAACUUGUGUCCAAAUGUACUCAACCUUUUUCUGAUUGUGAAUUCUUAUCGAAUGGAUCUAAUGCAUCAAAUCAACAGAAAUUUUAAUGUACAAAGAUUGGAUUUAUUUAUUUUUCGCUGGAAUUCAGAAAAGAUAAUCAAAACUAUUGAAAAGUUUCCAAACUGUCGAUACUUAAGUAUCAGGGGUGAAACUUCGCUAUCUUCACAUGAAUUGAUCCAUAUAAUUAGAACAUUACCUCAUUUGUCAUUAUUGUUGAUCGAACAUGCCGGGAGAGAUUCAGCAGAUCAACAAGUCGUGAAAAACUUUUGUCACUCACAAAAUCGUAAAAUCGAUGUUUAUUUUGGUUCUACAAAUGCGAAACUAUUUAUGUCUCAUGAACUUAAUCAAUUGUUGUUUAAUCACUUUCUACAUAAAUGA